This is a messenger RNA of Colletotrichum scovillei, 2625 nucleotides long. Its product is annotated as pyruvate decarboxylase. Lineage: Eukaryota; Fungi; Ascomycota; Sordariomycetes; Glomerellales; Glomerellaceae. Gene Ontology annotation, molecular function: magnesium ion binding; thiamine pyrophosphate binding; RNA binding. The transcript is spliced from 8 exons. The coding region runs from base 1 to 2625 and encodes 874 amino acids. The record is from RefSeq and is a predicted model, not a curated record. Gene Ontology annotation, biological process: tRNA modification.
AUGGCUGAUAUCAGAACCCAAGGGCUUAUAGAGCCUGUCGACGUCGUCGAAUACCUGUUCAAGAGACUCCAUGAGGUCGGUGUCCGCUCCGUUCACGGCCUUCCCGGUGACUUCAACCUCGUUGCCCUCGACUAUCUUCCCCAGUGCGGCCUGAAAUGGGUUGGUAAUGUCAACGAGCUCAACGCCGGCUACGCUGCCGAUGGUUACGCCCGUGUCAAGGGCAUCUCUGCCAUCAUCACUACGUUUGGUGUUGGCGAGCUCUCCGCCAUCAACGCUCUCGCCGGUGCCUACUCAGAACACAUUCCCGUUGUACACAUUGUCGGUUGCCCCUCCACGAUCUCUCAGAAAAACGGCAUGCUCCUGCACCACACCCUUGGCAACGGCGACUUCAACGUCUUCUCCAACAUGAGCUCUCAAAUUUCAUGCGACGUUGCGCGCCUCAACAACCCCGCCGAGAUUGCCAACCAGAUCGAUCAUGCUCUCCGAGAGUGCUGGAUCCGCAGUCGCCCCGUCUACAUCAUGCUCCCCACCGACAUGGUCCAGAAGAAGAUCGAGGGCCAGCGCCUAAACAAGCCCAUCGACCUCGAGGAGGCCACCAACGAUCCUGACAGAGAGGACUACGUUGUCGACGUCGUCCUCAAGUCCCUUCAUGCCGCCAAGAAGCCCGUCAUGCUGAUUGACGCCUGUGCUAUCCGCCACCGCGUCCUCCCCGAGGUUCAUGCACUCCUUGAGAAGACAAAGAUUCCUGUCUUCGUGACGCCCAUGGGAAAGGGUGCCGUCAACGAAUCUCACCCCAACUACGGCGGUGUUUAUGCCGGUACCGCUUCGCAACCCGAUGUUGGUGAGCGACUCGAGUCUUCAGACUUGAUCUUGUCCAUUGGUGGUCUCAAGAGUGAUUUCAACACCGCUGGAUUCUCUUACAGAACAUCGCAGCUGAACACCAUCGACUUCCACAGCACACACAUGAGAGUCAGAUACUCUGAGUACCCUGGCAUCACCAUGCGUGGAGUCCUCCGCAAGGUCACUGAGCGUCUUGACUUGAGCCAGCUUUCCGUCGUCACAUCACCCGAGGUCAUCAACAGAGUGCCCAGCCCCAACUCGGACCCCUCGCAAACCAUUACACAGGCUUACUUAUGGCCUCGCGUUGGCAACUACCUUCGCGAGAACGACAUCGUCGUCACCGAGACAGGAACGGCCAACUUCGGCAUCUGGGAUACCAAAUUCCCUGCUGGGGUCACAGCUUUGAGUCAGGUCUUCUGGGGAAGUAUCGGUUGGUCUGUCGGUGCCGCUCAAGGUGCUGCUCUCGCAGCCAAGGAUGCGGGAGAGGACCGCAGGACAAUUCUCUUCGUCGGCGACGGAUCGUUCCAGCUCACGGCCCAGGAAGUCACUACCAUGUUGCGUCAUGGCUUGAAGACGACAAUCUUCGUCAUCUGCAACGACGGAUACACCAUCGAGCGCUUCAUCCACGGCAUGGAGGCCGAGUACAACGACAUUGUCCAGUGGCAGUACAAGGAACUUGCGACAGUGUUCGGCGGUACCGAGCAGACAGCCAAGAAAUUCGUCGUCAAGACAAAGGACGAACUCGAGAAGCUCCUGACUGAUCAGGAUUUCAACAACCCCACAACACUGCAGUUUGUCGAGCUCUACCUCCCCAAGGAGGAUGCGCCAAGGGCAUUGAUCAUGACUGCUGAGGCCAGCGCUAGAAACAACGCCAAGGGUGGGCAAGGCUCCGGCAAAUGGCAGACGCCGCAACACAAGGCGAAGGUCGCCAGUCUUCAGGACAAGGGCGUCGCCCUUGGGGUUGGCGACAAGGGUAUCUGGGUCACAUUUGCCAGAGGCAUGGACGGAAAGUCCAUUAGCGAAUUCAGCACACUUUGUGAUGAGUACGCAAAGACACUCUACGGCAUCGUUCCCCCCGGGGAAGAAGUUGAAUCAGAUGAGGAAGACGAGGACAUUGAAGCGUCUAUCAAGAAGGAGCUCGACGGUAUCAGCGACGUCAACAAAGGCAAGACUAAGCGUACGUUCAAGGCCAUCAAGGCCGGGAUCGAGUGUGUCUUCUUCAUGAAGACAAGGGAUCCCAUCGACCCCGUGGAGCUCUGCCGUAAGAUGUGCGUAGACGCCAGCGUCUGCACUGAUCUCAAGGAGAGGAAGACAAAGUAUAUCAACCGACUGACGCCGGUCACCUCUGUGGACAAGGCAUCUGAGAACGGCGUGGUGCGAGUCGCUCGAAAGGCUCUGUCCGCGCAUUUCGAUCUCGUAGAUGAGACAGCUCAGGCUGCAGAAGGCGACGAAGAGAAGGUUGAAGGAGGGAGUGAUGCUCAGACCGAGAAGCCGGCCUGCACAUAUGCCAUCCGACCUUCCAUACGCAGCAACAACUCACUUGAUCGUGACACGCUCAUUAAGCAAAUUGCCAGCGUUGUCAGCCCGCGGCACAAAGUCGAUCUCACCAAUGCCGAUAAAGUCAUACUUGUCGAUGUUUUUCAGAGUUUCUGCGGUAUGAGUGUUAUUGAGCGCAGUGACUGGGAGGAUCUGAAGAAGCUCAACGUCAACGAACUGUACAAGGCGUCUCCUGGAGCACAGGCAAAUCGCCCGGUACCAAAGGAAGGUGAAAACAAGGCAGCAUGA